Molecule: messenger RNA, 381 nt
Organism: Anisakis simplex (herring worm)
Lineage: Eukaryota; Metazoa; Nematoda; Chromadorea; Rhabditida; Anisakidae
Source: the annotation of a GenBank genome assembly
AUGGCGAACUCAUCUCAAGUUCCCGUCUCAGCAUUGAUUAAUAAAGGAGCUGGUUUAAGCGAUGUGCAAGAAGGACGUAAAACAAAAGAUGAAUAUCGCAAACAAAAGGAUUUGGAAGAGGAGCGUAAACUGGGCAUUGCCCCAGCAAUGGUCGACAUUGAAACGGGACGUGAUAUCAAUCCGCAUAUUCCUGAAUUCAUAGCUAAAAAUCCUUGGUAUGUACCGUCUGGUGGACCGACGCUUAAGGUUACUAUGGCUUUUUUCAUCGUCUUUGCACGUAUUUAUUGUUAUUAUCUUCAAGUUUUAUGCAACAGUUCUAUGCAUGCAUUAAAGAGUAAAAGUAAUGAUCUGACCAAAAAAUGCCAAUGCUUUCAAUUUUAG